Molecule: messenger RNA, 1172 nt
Organism: Cucurbita pepo subsp. pepo (vegetable marrow)
Lineage: Eukaryota; Viridiplantae; Streptophyta; Magnoliopsida; Cucurbitales; Cucurbitaceae
Product: protein RGF1 INDUCIBLE TRANSCRIPTION FACTOR 1
Source: RefSeq, a predicted model, not a curated record
AUAAAAGAUUUUUGUUUAUCAAACCAAAUAAUAAUAAUAAAAAAGAUCCUAAAGAUUUCUGUUUCCAUUUUCACUUUAAUCUUCGUUCUUCCUCUUCUUUCUUCCUCCAUUUGCAGCGCUUAAUCCAAUUUGUCCGCCGCUUCCUCUGUGUCCUUGUACUGGUUUCAGUCUUCGUCCUGCAAUCGGAAGAAUCUGUUAUAAUUAUGCGAGCUCUUUAGUGAAGAGAAUGGAAACGGACUGGCUUGGUACGCUUUUGAAUACGAAAUUCUUCGGUUCUUGCGAUCUUCAUCCUAAUCUCAGGAAAAAUGAGAAAAAUAAAUUCUGCAUUGAUUGUAGUGUUAGCUUCUGCAAGAAUUGUACAGUACAUGAUCUUCAUCGGCAGGUUCAUAUCUGGAAAUAUGUCUAUCACGAAGUUGUUCGCGUUCAGGACGCGGAGAAAUACUUUCGCUGUUCAGAGAUUCAUACAUAUAAAGUCAAUGGUGAAAUAUCUGUUCAUCUAAACUCCCGUGGUCAAUCCGUCGACGCCAAACCACCAAAAACGAAGUCCGGUGGUUCUUGUGAAGACUGUGGUAGAUAUGUACAAUAUCCCAAUCGCUUCUGUUCAAUUGCUUGCAAGGUUUCUGUGAACUCAAAGCUUAAAGACCAGAGCAUAAGAACCAUCGUAUCUCUGAGCCCGGAUUUCGGUAACUUAUCGUUCAAGGAAAAAACUAGCGCCGAAACAAAUGCAAGCGAAUUGGAAUCAACCAUAUCAAUUGCAGAGUCCAGGGAAGAGACCAAAGCUAGCCCUUCAUCAUCUUCACAGCCAAGAAAACGCAGAAGGAAAGACACCCCUCACAGAUCUCCAUCCUUCUGAUAAGAUCCAACAUUUUCAUCUUCUUUUUAACUUCCUUGUGGCUCUCAAAUGGUACGCUUCUUAAAUUUUAUUUGCCAUGACUCUUUACAUGAAAUGCCUAGUAGUGAAAUCAUCAAUAUAAAAGUCUGAAUUUUAGAACACAAUGCAUUCUCACUACUCGCAUGAUUUCUAAAAUUUCUUUCUACAGCUUUGACUAGAAACAUUAGCUGCUUGAGAAAGCUGACAUGAACAGACAUUUUUGACCCAUUCUGAAGAAUUUUUAAUGUCCAUGUGAUUGCAUUUUCUGUCUGAAAUGGUUAAACAUAGCUAUUCUUCAUCA